AUGGCGGCCGAAAAACCCGCCCCCUACGCCCCUCCCCCCUUCGCGCUGCAGCUCCAGCCUUGCUCCGCCUACCUGCCCGUCUACCCCGGGCAGCGGGGGGCGCCCCCCCACGAUUACCUGCCCAUCGCCGUCCUGACCACGCUCUGCUGCUUUUGGCCCACCGGCGUGGUCGCCAUCGUCAAAGCCGUGCAGGUGCGCGCGGCCGUGGCUCGCGGGGACAUCGCCAGCGCCGAGAUCGCCUCGCGGGAAGCGCGGAACUUCUCCUUCAUCAGCCUGGCCGUCGGCAUCGCCGCCAUCGUCCUGUGCACCAUCCUCACCGUCGUCAUCAUCAUCGCCGCCCAGCACCACGACAACGACUGGGACCCCUGAAAUCGCCCCAAAAAAUGGCUCCGGGGGGAAAAGUGGGAAAAAAUCCGAUUUUUGGGGAAAAAACGGCGCUGAAAUCGCACAAAAAUCCGAUUUUUGGGGAGGUUUUUGGGGUAAAAUUGGCCCUAAAAUGGAAAAAAUCUGAUUUUUUGAGAGGUUUUGGGGUU
Messenger RNA from Pseudopodoces humilis (Tibetan ground-tit), 533 nucleotides. Lineage: Eukaryota; Metazoa; Chordata; Aves; Passeriformes; Paridae. The record is from RefSeq and is a predicted model, not a curated record.